AUGUCUUGUCGCGUUUUUGCUCAAGAAGCUUUAAAUAUUAUCCUUGAUGAUGAUGAUGAUGAUGAUGAAAAAAGUGGAAUUGAAAGUCUGGGUAGCCUCUCUGAUGCUGAAUAUAAAAAUAAUGAAAAUGUAGAUUCAAUGUCCAGUUUGUUAUCAACAUCAAUCAGGUCUGUUGAAUAUGACUUAGAAGAGAAAUUUCAUGCUAGAAAGUUUGCAGAUGAGGAAAAAAAUGGAAAUAACAGAAAUGAUGAUGACGUCCUGGCUUGUAAUUUUUGUGAGGAUGAUUCUAAUAGUGGUUUAUGUUUGAUGUCAACUGAUAUGGAAAGGCAUAUAUAUGAAUGUAUUGAUUCGGUAAUUGAAAAGAUUUGUGGAGCAUAUGUAAGUGCAGACGGCACUGUGUGGAAUUCUAAGCCUUAUUUGACUGGAAGAAGACAGUCUGUGAAUGUAAUGAGAGCAGCUGGAGGACUGAGUGCUUACGGACGUCGUCAUUGCACCAAUACUGCUCUCUAUAUUUGGCAAAUUUUCAUGGACAAUUCUCUGAUCGAUAUAAUUGUUGAUUGCACUAACGACAAAGCUGCUAGUUUGGGUGCCAAUUUUGUUACGAACAGAGAGGAAAUCAACACUUUCAUAGGUGUAAAUAUUUUAGUUGGGGUAUAUAAAGGAAAAGGAGAACCCGUGCGUGCACUUUGGUCAAAGUCAGAAGGCCGACAAUGCAUCAGACAAUUUAUGUCAAGGACUAGAUUUGAAGAAAUGACAAAAUUUAUUAGAUUUGAUUUUACUAGAAGCCGAAGUGCUCGACGAAAACUAUCAAAGUUUGCACCAAUGGGCACAGAUAAUGGAGCAGCGCGGGCAAAAAAUUUAGGAAAGCAAGUAGUGUUAGAUUUGACGGAGAACUUAGACAUUGGCAGAACCACUGUUAUGGACAAUUUUUUUACAUCUUUGGAAUUACUACGUGAGAUGCAAAAUCGUAAUUUAGGAGUCAUUGGAACCAUUCGUAAAAAUUGGAGAGAACUGCCACCAGAAUUUGUAAAGAAAAAUAGCGAAGAAGUUAUUGGACAUAAAAACAGAAGGCAAUUUUUAAAAAGUUUGGGAGCAGAAUUAAGCGGUGGGGAAAUUGAUGACGAUGUAAAUAUAAAGUUGAUCCAAUCUCAGUUAGCACCUGAAUGUCAAUCAUCUGCUAAAUCUGGAAAACGGUUGAGAUGUAGAAAAUGCGUUUCAAACAAAACGGUCCAACGUUGCAACAAAUGUUUGAAUCCAUUAUGCAUCAACUGUGUCAAUGUCAUGACUGUUAAUUUUAUAUAA
This is a messenger RNA of Helobdella robusta, 1302 nucleotides long. RefSeq lists its product as hypothetical. The transcript has 3 exons. The record is from RefSeq and is a predicted model, not a curated record. Bases 1 to 1302 code for a protein of 433 amino acids. Lineage: Eukaryota; Metazoa; Annelida; Clitellata; Rhynchobdellida; Glossiphoniidae.